Apodemus sylvaticus (European woodmouse) is the source of this 2182-nucleotide messenger RNA. RefSeq names its product heat shock protein family A (Hsp70) member 1 like (gene Hspa1l). Gene Ontology annotation, biological process: cellular response to unfolded protein; protein refolding. Gene Ontology annotation, molecular function: ATP-dependent protein folding chaperone; ATP hydrolysis activity; ubiquitin protein ligase binding. Bases 20 to 1945 code for a protein of 641 amino acids. NCBI's taxonomy places the organism in Eukaryota, Metazoa, Chordata, Mammalia, Rodentia, Muridae. The record is from RefSeq and is a predicted model, not a curated record. The transcript has a single exon. Gene Ontology annotation, cellular component: cytoplasm; vesicle; blood microparticle.
CCAUAGGCCUAGGAAAACCAUGGCUGCCAAUAAAGGAAUGGCUAUAGGCAUAGACCUAGGCACCACCUACUCGUGCGUGGGCGUGUUCCAACACGGCAAGGUGGAGAUCAUCGCCAACGACCAGGGCAACCGCACGACCCCCAGCUACGUGGCCUUCACCGACACCGAGCGCCUCAUCGGAGAUGCCGCCAAGAACCAGGUGGCCAUGAACCCCCAGAACACCGUGUUCGACGCGAAGCGGCUGAUCGGCAGGAAGUUUAACGACCCUGUUGUGCAGUCAGAUAUGAAGCUUUGGCCAUUUCAAGUGAUCAAUGAAGCGGGCAAGCCCAAGGUGAUGGUGUCCUAUAAAGGAGAGAAGAAAGCCUUCUACCCGGAGGAGAUCUCAUCCAUGGUACUGACGAAGAUGAAGGAAACGGCGGAGGCUUUUUUGGGCCACAAUGUCACCAACGCUGUGAUCACGGUCCCAGCCUAUUUCAAUGACUCUCAGCGGCAGGCCACCAAGGAUGCGGGUGUCAUCGCAGGACUCAAUGUACUGAGAAUAAUCAACGAGCCCACGGCCGCCGCCAUCGCCUACGGCUUGGAUAAAGGAAGUCACGGAGAGCGGCACGUGCUCAUCUUCGACCUGGGGGGCGGCACGUUCGACGUGUCCAUCCUGACGAUCGACGACGGCAUCUUCGAGGUGAAGGCCACGGCGGGCGACACGCACCUGGGCGGGGAGGACUUCGACAACCGGCUGGUGAGCCACUUCGUGGAGGAGUUCAAGAGGAAGCACAAGAAGGACAUCAGCCAGAACAAGCGCGCGGUGCGGCGGCUGCGCACUGCGUGCGAGAGGGCCAAGAGGACGCUGUCGUCCAGCACCCAGGCCAACCUGGAGAUCGACUCCCUGUACGAGGGCAUCGACUUCUACACGUCCAUCACGCGGGCGCGGUUUGAAGAGCUGUGUGCAGACCUAUUUAGAGGCACACUGGAGCCCGUGGAGAAGUCUCUUCGGGAUGCCAAGAUGGACAAGGCUAAAAUCCACGACAUUGUUCUAGUAGGGGGCUCGACGCGCAUCCCAAAGGUGCAAAAACUGCUUCAGGACUACUUUAAUGGACGGGAUCUCAACAAGAGUAUCAAUCCGGAUGAGGCAGUAGCCUACGGAGCUGCAGUCCAGGCAGCUAUUUUAAUGGGUGACAAAUCUGAAAAAGUACAGGAUUUGCUUUUGUUGGACGUAGCUCCCCUGUCUCUAGGAUUGGAGACAGCUGGGGGUGUGAUGACUGUUCUGAUCAAGCGCAACUCCACCAUCCCCACGAAGCAGACACAGAUCUUCACUACCUACUCGGACAACCAGCCCGGGGUGCUGAUCCAGGUGUACGAGGGAGAGAGGGCCAUGACGCGCGACAACAACCUGCUGGGGCGCUUCGACCUGACUGGAAUACCUCCUGCCCCUAGGGGCGUGCCCCAGAUCGAGGUGACCUUCGACAUCGAUGCCAACGGCAUCCUGAACGUCACGGCCAUGGACAAGAGCACCGGCAAGGCCAACAAGAUCACCAUCACCAAUGACAAGGGCCGCCUGAGCAAGGAGGAGAUCGAGCGCAUGGUGCAGGAGGCCGAGCGCUACAAGGCGGAGGACGAGGGCCAGAGGGAGAAAAUCGCUGCCAAAAAUGCCUUAGAAUCGUAUGCCUUCAACAUGAAGAGCGCUGUGGGUGACGAGGGUCUCAAGGACAAGAUCAGCGAGUCUGAUAAAAAGAAAAUACUGGAUAAAUGCAACGAGGUCCUUUCCUGGCUGGAGGCCAACCAGCUGGCCGAGAAAGAUGAGUUUGACCAUAAAAGAAAAGAACUGGAAAAUAUGUGCAACCCGAUCAUCACAAAACUGUACCAGAGCGGAUGCACCGGGCCCACCUGCGCGCCCGGGUAUGCUCCCGGCAGGGCUGCCACAGGCCCCACCAUCGAGGAAGUAGAUUAGCCUUUUCCCGGAACGACAGGGUGCUAGGGUGCCUCUAGGCAGACAUCACUAUGAUUCUGGAACUGACUGGACUCGAGCCUCCGUCACCAUCCUUUGGGAUCCCGCUGCAGAAGCCUUGCACUCCACCUUCUCACACCCCCACCCUCAUCUAUGACCCUGAAUUGGACCUUUAGGAAAACCAGGCCCCUCUUUGAGCCAUUUGAAGAAUUUGAAUGUCUGUUAUUUAUUAUCCACACC